UUCGCUUCUAUUCUUUUCUCUCGUCUUCCCUAGCCCUCCAAAAUCCCAAUAUUCCCACGCAAAAUUCCUGUUUCGCUCCUGGAUUUCGAAAACCCAAAACCACCAUCAAUGGCGGAAGAGGAAGGGGAAGAGAAAGAGAAAGCUGAGCAAACUCAAACGCAGCAGGAACAACAAGAGGACGAAGACAUCGAGAAAGCUUCAUCAGCUUCGGAUUCGUUCAUCGACGACGACGGAGACGACGAGAGUGAAGCAGCAGCAAGGGAAGAGGAGGACUUGCUCCCCGAGGAGCCUUUGACCGAGCAGGAAAUCGAAGAGCUCAUUGCUGAACUUCUCGAAGUUGAGAGUAAGGCUGCAGAGGCUCAGGAGGCUUUAGAAGAAGAGUCACUAGCGAAAGUGGAGGGUGAUGUUAGGGCUGAGUUGGCUCAAACUCUUAGUGCAGAUGAUUUGGAAAGUGCUGUGGCUGAAGAAAUGAGAAAUUUUAAACAAGAGUGGGAAAGUCAGCUCGAUGAACUUGAGGCUGAGAGUGCUCAACUCAUGGAACAACUUGAUGGUGCUGGAAUUGAACUUCCAAGUCUAUAUAAGUGGAUUGAAAGUCAAGCUCCUAAUAGUUGCUCCACUGAAGCAUGGAAAAGGAGAACUCAGUGGGUUGGAUCUCAGGUUACAAGUGAUUUCAGUGAAGCAGUUGUUGAUGCUGAGAAGUAUCUUGAUAUUCACAGACCUAUAAGAAGAAAACAUGGUAAAAUUCUAGAAGAGGGCGCUAGCGGUUUUUUAGGGAGAAAACUCGCUGAAAAUGAUGGCAGUGAAGGAUUGGACACUAGUGUAGAUUGGACUUCUUUCAACAAAAUGUGUUCUGAUAAGUCAUCUUUGGAUAAUGUUUCAUUUGGAAGCAAGCAGUGGGCUUCUGUUUACUUGGCUAGUACUCCACAGCAAGCUGCUGAGUUGGGUCUAAAAUUUCCCGGAGUAGAUGAGGUCGAAGAAAUUGAUGAUAUCGAAGAUGAACCGGUUGGUGAUUUUGUUGUGGAUGAUCUAUCUGAAGAACAAAAGAGGAAAUUUAGGAAGGUCAAAGAGGAAGAUGAUGUGAAAAUUGAUAAGAAGCUCCAGAGACAUUUGAAACAACGGCAUAGGAACAAGCGGAAAUUGGAAACAACGGACCAAGUUUCUGAAUGCUACGAAAAUGGUAGUUCUUAUCAAGAUUUGGAAAACCAAGCAUGUGGAUCUAGUGUUUUUGAGGUGGAUAAGGAAAAAUGCAAUGGAGAUUCUUCAAUCGCUGAGGCCAGAGGGUCCAAACGCCAGCUUGUAACUGAUGAGCUUGAUGCUGAAAAUAGAAAGCGUCAGGUUAUUACUAUAGAUAGUGAUGCGGAAGAUCUUACUGCGGAUAGAUCCUCUCCACCAUGUGGUGUGAGUGAUAUGGGGGAUAAAUGCAAUUCAGAAGGUUAUAAAACUGAUAUAUUGCAUUCUAAUUCUCUUCCCGUGAGGAAUGACAACGAAAAUUUUCGCUGCACUGCUUGUGAUGAAGUUGCUAAUGAAGUACAUCGACAUCCACUUUUGGAUGUCAUUGUUUGUAUGGAUUGCAAAACCUUGAUGGUAGCAAAGAUGAAGGAUGUUGAUUGCUCUGAGUGCUACUGUAGAUGGUGUGGACGAAGUAGUGAUCUAUUAAGCUGUAGGUUGUGCAAAACAUUAUUCUGUAGUUUAUGCAUACAAAGGAACCUUGGUGAGGAAUUUUUGUCAGGAAUUAAAGCAUCUGGUUGGCAGUGCUGCUGUUGUUCACCAAGUAUACUAAAAAAUUUGACUUUAGCAUUAGAGAAAGCUAUAGAAUCUCAAGGUUUAGCAGCAGAUGAUUCAAGUUCUGAUUCUGAUACAGACAACUCAGAUGCUGAAUCAAACAUCCAUGCCGGCACUAAAAGAAAGCGUAAGAAGAAAAUUCGCAGAAUCCUUGAUGAUACUGAAUUAGGAGAAGAGACCAAAAGGAAAAUUGCAAUUGAAAAGGAACGGCAAGAACGUCUCAAAUCGUUGGAAGCACAAUUUUCCAGUAAGGCUAGGAUGAUGAGUUUCGGAGGCUCUAGUAAAAAAUCAUAUGAAAAUGGUAGUGUUGAAAUGCUUGGUGAUGCCAAGACAGGUUAUGUUGUUAAUGUGGUGAGGGAUGAAGGUGAGGAGGCUGUUAGGAUUCCCCCCAGCAUGUCAGCAAAACUGAAAUCCCACCAGGUUGCUGGUAUUCGAUUUAUGUGGGAAAAUAUAAUUCAAUCAAUUAAAAAUGUGAAGUCUGGUGAUAAAGGUCUUGGAUGCAUCCUAGCUCAUACUAUGGGUUUAGGUAAAACUUUUCAGGUAAUUGCAUUUCUGUAUGCUGCAAUGAGAUGUGUUGAUUUGGGUUUAAGAACUGCCCUCAUUGUUACACCUGUGAGUGUUCUGCAUAAUUGGAGGAUUGAAUUUAUGAAAUGGAGGCCAACAGAACUGAAACCUCUUCGUGUAUUUAUGCUUGAAGAUGUUCCAAGGGAGAGAAGGGCUGAAUUGCUGCAGAAAUGGAGAUCCAAAGGUGGUGUUUUUUUAAUUGGCUAUACUGCUUUCCGAAAUCUGUCUCUAGGAAAGCAUAUAAAGGACCGUCAAAUUGCAAGAGAUAUUUGCCAGUCACUGCAGGAUGGGCCUGAUAUACUGGUCUGUGAUGAGGCUCAUAUCAUCAAGAAUACAAGGGCUGAUGUCACGCAAGCCUUGAAACAAGUAAAAUGUCAGAGAAGGAUUGCUUUAACUGGGUCUCCUCUUCAGAACAACUUGAUGGAGUACUACUGUAUGGUAGAUUUUGUUAGAGAAGGAUUUCUUGGCAGCAGCCAUGAAUUUAGAAAUCGAUUUCAGAAUCCUAUAGAAAAUGGUCAACACACCAAUUCUACUGCUGAGGAUGUGAAGAUUAUGAACCAAAGAUCUCAUAUUCUGUAUGAGCAAUUAAAAGGAUUUGUUCAGAGGAUGGAUAUGAAUGUAGUGAAGAAGGAUUUGCCACCUAAAAUUGUCUUUGUAAUAUCUGUUAAGCUUUCUCCUUUACAGAGACAAUUAUACAAAAGAUUUCUUGAUGUGCAUGGUUUCACAAAGGAUAAGGUUACUGGUGAGAAGAUAAGAAAGAGAUCCUUUUUUGCAGGAUACCAAGCCUUAGCUCAGAUAUGGAACCAUCCUGGGAUAUUGCCACUAAUGAAAGAAAACAGAGGCACUGCUAAGCGUGAAGAUGCAGUUGAGAACUUUAUUGUUGAGGAUUGCUCAAGCGAUGAAAACGCAGACAAUAAUGUGAUUCCCUCAGAGAAGCCAAAUAACAAUAGUGAAUUGCCUCUCAGAAAAGAUGCAAAUGGCUUUCUUCAUGGGGACUGGUGGAGUGAUCUUCUAAAGGAAAAUAGUUACAAGGAGGUUGACUAUAGUGGCAAAAUGGUUCUGCUUCUUGAAAUCCUGACGAUGUGUGCUAAUUUUGGUGAUAAGGUGCUGGUAUUUAGCCAGAAUUUGUCAACACUUGACCUCAUUGAACUCUAUCUUUCAAAAUUGCCACGCCCAGGGAAAAAAGGAAAGCUUUGGAAGCAAGGGAAAGACUGGUUUAGGUUAGAUGGAAGAACAGAAUCUUCUCUAAGGCAGAAAAUUGUUGAGAGGUUUAAUGAGCCACUUAAUAGAAGGGUCAAAUGUACUUUGAUAUCAACCAAAGCUGGAUCUCUUGGAAUCAACCUUCAUGCAGCAAACCGAGUAAUUAUUGUGGAUGGAUCAUGGAACCCAACUUAUGAUCUUCAAGCUAUAUAUAGGGUUUGGAGGUAUGGACAAACAAAACCUGUUUAUGCUUAUCGGCUACUGGCACAUGGAACCAUGGAGGAAAAAAUAUAUAAGCGUCAGGUUACUAAGGAAGGCCUUGCUGCAAGGGUAGUUGAUCGGCAGCAAGUACAUCGAACCAUAUCAAGAGAAGAAAUGCUUCAUCUGUUUGAAUUUGGGGAUGAUGAGGGUGCUGAUGUGAUUCCAGAUUUGGGUGAACUAAAUACUACUGACCAUGUUGGUAGCUUUUUGAGACAGAAAUUGCCUCUUCCAAAUGGAGGUGUCUCCUCUGACAAGUUCAUGCAAACAUUGAUUGACAGGCAUCAUCCAAGUUGGAUUGCACAUUACCAUGAACACGAGACCCUCUUGCAAGAGAAUGAGGAGGAGAAGCUAUCCAAAGAAGAACAAGAAAUGGCUUGGGAAGUAUAUCGGAGAAGUCUCGAGUGGGAGGAGGUACAGCGAGUUUCACCUGAUGAACCUACAUUCGAGAGACAACAACCUUCCCAGAAUGGCUCUGCAAUUGAUAGGAAGCCUGCAAUCUCCAACAAACCACCCCCUGUGCGCGAGAACAGGCUAACCAUUAAGCUCGCACAGAUUGUUGAGACUGCAAGAAACCAUGCAAAGGUUCGAAAAUGUACAAACCUAUCGCACAUGCUUACGCUCAGAAGUCAGGGCGUCAAAACGGGUUGCACUACUGUGUGUGGAGAGUGUGCUCAGGAGAUAAGCUGGGACAAGCUUAGACCUUAGCAUAGGCGGCAAGGCGAUGAAGAGGCUGCUCAUCUUUUGUUUACAGCAUAGUGAUUCAUUAACAUUAAAAGGGGCGAUAUAAUUUGAUUAAUUUUGUUUCAUGCUCAGACAUUACUGUUAUCUUUUUUGUUAGGCAAAUCUAUAACCUAUAGAUGCCUUUAAGCCUGCAGAAAGUAGGCAGCAGCAUAGCCCCAUGUAAAGUUAAAAUACUGAUCUGUUUUAUCUAUACAGGUGAAAUGAAAAAUGCCCUUUAUUCUGCUCUCAA
Ipomoea triloba (trilobed morning glory) is the source of this 4777-nucleotide messenger RNA. RefSeq names its product protein CHROMATIN REMODELING 20. The transcript has 25 exons. Gene Ontology annotation, cellular component: nucleus. The record is from RefSeq and is a predicted model, not a curated record. Bases 109 to 4512 code for a protein of 1467 amino acids. NCBI's taxonomy places the organism in Eukaryota, Viridiplantae, Streptophyta, Magnoliopsida, Solanales, Convolvulaceae. Gene Ontology annotation, molecular function: ATP-dependent chromatin remodeler activity; ATP binding; ATP hydrolysis activity.